Molecule: messenger RNA, 2084 nt
Organism: Paraphaeosphaeria sporulosa
Lineage: Eukaryota; Fungi; Ascomycota; Dothideomycetes; Pleosporales; Didymosphaeriaceae
Product: 4-coumarate-CoA ligase-like protein
Exons: 3
Coding region: 284-2005 (573 amino acids)
Biological process (GO): secondary metabolic process
Molecular function (GO): CoA-ligase activity
Source: RefSeq, a predicted model, not a curated record
CGAAGAUCGCCGGUAGUACUACAACCACAUAGGUAACGCGUCGACAGCUCUUAAGCUCAGGAGCCGAGGGACCUCGAUUUCAUGCGAGGGGACAAUGUACCGCGGUCAGUUCACAAAUCAGCGCAUAUAGACAGAGCGCUCAAGACAAGAAUGUGACUCUUACUGUGUCAUACCGCGAAGCUCAAUUGACACCUCCUCGCUAUUUCUAUAUUGAACACCCGCAUAGGUAGCGGAGUUUGUACAUUGGGGUACUGCGCUACACGUCGAAGCUCACACAGCGAACAUGACGACAAUAGUCGACAGAACGCCUGAAGGCAUCUUCUACCGCGCCGCAAAGACAUAUCCAGUUCCGGACUUGGACAUCCUGACACUACUCUUCGACUCUGAGCACUCCUUAGCCCGCGAAGGCACUCCAAUCCACAUAUCUGCCGCCGAUCCGUCUUUACAGCUCACUGUCUCCCGCUGCCGCGCCCUCACACAUUCUACUUCUGCCGCGCUGCGCAAACACUUUAAGAUCGGCGCCUACGGGUCAGGAAAGGACAUCGUCUCUGCAAUCUCAACUGGGCACUAUCUCCUGCCUACGCUCUUCUACGGUGUUAUCGGCGCAGGCGGUGUUUUCAGCGCUGCAAGCGCGGCUAGCACGGCGGGCGAGCUGAGCAAGCAGAUCGUUCAGGCUGGGAGCAGGAUCUUGGUAACGUGCGAGACGACGAGGGAUGUUGCUGUACGGGCGGCGGAGGAGGCGGGAUGGGGGCCGAAUGGCGGUGGAAGGGUGGUAGUCAUGAGCGAGGGUGCGCAUUGGACCCUCAAGAUUGUACAGGAAAACGGAAGCCUGGGUACCAAUCUAGUGAAUGAGGAGGAGAAGUUGGAGUGGGAACGUAUCACUGACCGAACAGCACUGGAGAACAGCUUGGUAGUGUUGAUCUACAGCUCUGGCACCACGGGCCUGCCCAAAGGCGUCAAACUCUCCCACACUAAUCUCGUCGCCGAAGCUGUCAUCCCAGGUGAUAUGUUCAAGUCGUGGCUAACGACCCGCAACGCGCAACCCAACCGCCCGAAAUUUGAGUACCGGACCCUUGCCCACCUACCUGUCGCCCACAUCGCAGGGAUCCAAGGCUACCUGAUCAACCCGUUUUACAUGGGCGGUCCCGUGUAUUGGAUGCCACGCUUCUCCUUUCCAGAAUUUCUAUCUUACAAUCUAGAGUAUCGGAUUACAUUUUUCUUUACCGUACCGCCAAUCUACCUUUUGAUUGCAAAGAGCCCGGAAGUGACAAACCAGUUUGCGACGCUGGAGAUCGCCAUCUCGGGCGCGGCGCCACUGGGGAAAGAGCUACAGCACGCCUCAUCCGCUAAACUCGGUGGUCCAGACUGUUUCAUCUCACAAACCUGGGGCCUGAGCGAAACAACCGGCAGCGCAACGAUAAUGCCUAUGGACAUGAGAGACGACACAGGCUCGGUGUCGCCACUGAUCCCGAACAUGAUAGCCCGCAUCGUGGACGACGAUGGCCACGACGUCGAGCCCGGAAAACCAGGCGAGGUACUGGUCCAAGGACCGGUAGUUUGUAAGGGGUACUAUCAGAACGAGGAAGCGAACGCGGAAGCCUUCACCGGAGACUGGUUUCACACGGGCGAUAUCGCGGAGUUCAGAGAAGGCCUAUUUUAUAUUGUAGAUCGCAAGAAGGAACUCAUCAAGUACAAGGGGCUGCAGGUUGCGCCGGCGGAGUUGGAGGCGUUACUGCUGAACCAUGAGGAUAUUCUGGAUGCCGCGGUGAUCGGUGUCGAUGCGGAUGGCGGCACAAAUGAGGUGCCCAGGGCGUACGUUGUCGCCGACAGCAAGAAGAUCAGUGGGAAGCAGAUUCAAGAGUAUGUCAAGGCGAAUGUGGCGAGCCAUAAGCAGCUAAGGGGUGGCGUCGUGUUCUUGGAUGCGAUUCCGAAGAGUCCGAGUGGAAAGAUCUUGAGGAAGGAUCUGAGAGUGCUCGCGAAGAGGGAGCAGGGUGCGAAGUUAUAAGAGGAUUCUUGAUGCAGCAAUCUGAGCAGCAACUACGCACUGAGGACGCCGGCCUUGCUUAAUAUCUUAUACACAGACA